Messenger RNA from Salvia hispanica, 876 nucleotides. Its product is annotated as UPF0481 protein At3g47200-like. NCBI's taxonomy places the organism in Eukaryota, Viridiplantae, Streptophyta, Magnoliopsida, Lamiales, Lamiaceae. The record is from RefSeq and is a predicted model, not a curated record.
AUGGGAAUGUCCGCUAUGUUGCUCGUCUCAUCUGAUAUAUGUAUGCUGGUGAAUCAAAUUCCAUUAUGGAUCAUCUCCUUAAUAUACCCUGAUCAACACCAAUCAUUGUUGUGCGAGUACUUGAGCUACCGUGUUUAUGGGGAUUACAGGAUGACACAACUCCCAUGGGCACAAGGAGAAGAGCCUCGUCACCUGCUCGAAGCUUUGCGCCGCACCUUCCUUCGCACCGUUGAGACCCAACAAAAUCCAAGUCUCAUUCGGCAGAGAGAUAAUCAACCGAGAGAAAUCACAAGAAGUGCGCGGACAAAGAUGGAUAGUCUUUUUCGGUCGGUGACAGAUCUGAAAGCAAAGGGUAUUUAUCUCCAGCGGAGUUCAAAUUGUUUGACGGACAUCAGCUUUUCCUCCUUCGGCUUCUUUGCUCAACUACGCCUUCCUAUCUUCUGGGUCAACGAAGAAAGCAAAGUUUUAUUCUCCAAUCUUAUUUUAUUUGAGAUGUCGCCGGGCGUAGAAACAGACUUUGGGGUGACAUCUUACUUCAAUUUCAUGAAAACGCUGAUCAACAAUGCUAAUGAUGUAAAGGUGAUGCGGGAGAAAGGCAUACUGUGCAGCACGUUGGAGAACGAUGAAGAGGUGCUUGAUAUAUUUAAAAGCAUCAGUACUUAUGGAUCCUCAAGCACUGGUCUUGGUCAUUUUAAUGAAGUGAAGAUGAGGAUUGAUAAGUACUGCAACAAUAAAGCUAGAAUAUGGAUGGCUGAACUCAUCAAUACCUAUUUUCGAAGCCCUUGGGCUGUUAUAGCUUUUCUUGCGGCAGCUUUUCUGCUUUGCCUCACUGUCGUUACUGUUUGUAAUGUAACUUAUGCUGGAAGUCAAACUUAG